CCCAAAGCCCGCUCAACCCCCGACGUCCUCCGCUAGGCUCCAAGCCACGGACCCAGGGAAGGCCUCCAAGGCACCGCCCACCUACGGGUCACCCAGUCAGGACACUUCUUUCUGGGACAAAGGCGUCACCCCCCUGGAGGCAGCAGGAAAAUGGUAUCUCCCAGAAGUGAUCUCACGUCCUCCAAGAGCCGUUUCCGAUCUUACCGGAAGUGACGAACGAGUCCACCGAAUCGGUGACUGCGGUGGGGUAGGUGACUCCAGUGCGGCCGCCGCCACCAUGGGCCGCGAGUUUGGGAAUCUGACGCGGAUGCGACAUGUGAUCUCCUACAGCUUGUCACCUUUCGAGCAGCGCGCCUUCCCGCACGUUUUCACUAAAGGAGUCCCCAACGUGGUGCGCCGCAUUCGGGAGUCUUUCCUUCGCGUGGUGCCGCCGUUUAUAGGGUUUUAUCUUCUCUACACAUGGGGGAAUGAAGAGUUUGAGAGAUCCAAGAGGAAGAAUCCGGCUGACUAUGAAAAUGACAAAUGAGCAACGCACCCGAAUGACAGUUCCUUGACUCUGAAAGACCUUUCUCUGGAAGAGGAGUCUGCAUUGUAGUCUCUUAAAGACACAGUAAACUUCCUAUGGUCUGCA
Sapajus apella (tufted capuchin) is the source of this 631-nucleotide messenger RNA. Its product is annotated as cytochrome b-c1 complex subunit 8. The transcript has 3 exons. The record is from RefSeq and is a predicted model, not a curated record. Gene Ontology annotation, biological process: mitochondrial electron transport, ubiquinol to cytochrome c. Bases 278 to 526 code for a protein of 82 amino acids. Lineage: Eukaryota; Metazoa; Chordata; Mammalia; Primates; Cebidae.